UUCAAUUGAGAUUCAUAACUCUGACACUGUAGAACUGCGUAUUCAUCGUGCGUGGUCCAUUCAUAUUUUAGGCUCCAUCACAAUAUCGAAAAGAUAAAGAAAAUACAACAGCAUAAUACGAUUGUGUUUGCAUUUCAAAAUCGUAGAAUAGUGUGAUACAAUUGUUGCUGUUUCGAACGGUACAUGUAUGGAAAGGAGAGUUUUGGAAGUGGAUUUUUCAAUUGUUAUUUAUUCUUCUCUUCUAUAAGUUCAUAAUAAUGAGACAGAUCAGAUUCUUGGUACUCUCUUCAUUAAUCAUAAUGGGGAUAUUAUGUCCCACAUUGGAUGGUGCCAAAAGCGGUGGAGGUGGUAGAAGUCGAGGUGCUCGUGGAAGAGGUCGAAUUUAUACUGGAAGAAUCCCGAUUUUUAUACCAAAUCGUAAUCCAGCAAGUAUGGGAUAUUAUGAAAAUAAAGAUGGAGCCAGGAUUGUUAAAGCUUCGCACUUUGAGUUGGAUUAUAUGCUAGGAAGGAAAAUAACUUUCUUCUGCAUGGCUCAAGGAUUCCCUAGACCAGAAGUCACGUGGUUCAAGGACGGCAUCGAACUCUACCACCAUAAAUUUUUUCAGGUUCAUGAAUGGCCGAUUGGGAAUGAUACAAUGAAAUCGAAAAUGGAGAUUGAUCCCGCCACUCAAAAAGAUGCAGGCUAUUACGAAUGCCAGGCGGAUAAUCAAUAUGCAGUCGAUCGUCGAGGUUUCAGAACUGAUUAUGUUAUGAUCUCUUAUUAAUUUUCUCGGAUUGUUCUCCUUAUGUCCGGAAUUUUAUGGUUAGAUUAUGAUAAAAAUAUAAUAUAUUCUCUCAA
This is a messenger RNA of Diachasma alloeum, 838 nucleotides long. RefSeq names its product immunoglobulin domain-containing protein oig-4. NCBI's taxonomy places the organism in Eukaryota, Metazoa, Arthropoda, Insecta, Hymenoptera, Braconidae. The transcript has 3 exons. The coding region runs from base 258 to 764 and encodes 168 amino acids. The record is from RefSeq and is a predicted model, not a curated record.